CUAUAAAAGGACAUAGAGAUUCAUGUUAAUAAUGAACCACACACACAUCAUCUUUGUAAGAUAAUAUUUGAGAGAGAGAGAGUGAAGAAGAUGAGUCUUGAAGGGAAGUUGGUUUCAGAGAUAAAUAUAAAGUGUGAUGGAGAUGUAUUUCAUGAGAUUUUUAGGCAUAGACCACAUCACAUUUCAACUAUGAGUUCUGAUAAAGUACAAAAUGUGGAUAUUCAUGAAGGUGAAUGGGGUACUGUUGGAUCUGUCAUUUUUUGGAAUUUUACCCAUGAUGGGAAAGAAAAGGUUGCAAAGGAAAUAAUUGAAGAAAUAGAUGAAGAAAAGAAGCUUGUUAAAUUCAAGGUGAUUGGAGGAGAUAUAUUGGAUUAUUACAAAUCAUUUUACCUCACUGUUCAUGUUGAAACAAAGGGUGAAGACAAUUUAGUUACUUGGAUUUUGGAAUAUGAGAAGUUAAAUGAAGACAUUGAAGAUCCUCACACAUUGAUGAAAUUUUGUCUUGAUGUUACAAAAGAUAUUGAAACUCAUCACCUAACAGGAAAGUUAGUUUCUGAGAUAAAUAUCAAGUCAGAUGGAGAUGUGUUUCAUGAGAUAUUUAGGUAUAGACCACAUCAUAUUUCUAGUAUGUCACCAAGUUAUAUACAAAAUGUGGAUAUUCAUGAAGGUGAAUGGGGCACUGUUGGUUCUGUUAUCUUUUGGAACUUCACUCAUG
Molecule: messenger RNA, 715 nt
Organism: Solanum lycopersicum (tomato)
Lineage: Eukaryota; Viridiplantae; Streptophyta; Magnoliopsida; Solanales; Solanaceae
Source: RefSeq, a predicted model, not a curated record